Cervus elaphus (red deer) is the source of this 1176-nucleotide messenger RNA. RefSeq names its product splicing factor 45-like. NCBI's taxonomy places the organism in Eukaryota, Metazoa, Chordata, Mammalia, Artiodactyla, Cervidae. The record is from RefSeq and is a predicted model, not a curated record. Gene Ontology annotation, molecular function: RNA binding. The coding region runs from base 1 to 1161 and encodes 386 amino acids. Gene Ontology annotation, cellular component: precatalytic spliceosome. The transcript has a single exon. Gene Ontology annotation, biological process: mRNA cis splicing, via spliceosome; alternative mRNA splicing, via spliceosome.
AUGGCCCUGUGCGAUGACCUGGGCGUGGAGACCAGCGACUCAAAAACAGAAGGCUGGUCCCCAAACUUCAAACUCCUGCAGUCUCAGCUCCAGGUGAAGAAGGCAGCUCUCACUCAGGCCAAGAGCCAGAGGACAAAACAAAGUACAGUCCUUGCUCCAGUAAUCGACCUAAAGCGAGGCGGCUCUUCAGAUGAGCCGCAGAUCGUGGACAUUCCGCCGCACGUGGCCGCAGGCCUCAAGGACCCUGUUCCCAGCGGGUUUUCUGCAGGAGAAGUUUUGAUCCCCUUAGCUGAUGAAUAUGAUCCCAUGUUUCCUAAUGAUUAUGAGAAAGUAGUGAAGCGCCAAAGAGAGGCGCGACAGAGGCAGCGGGAGCUGGAAAGACAGAAGGAAAUAGAAGAGAGAGAAAAGAGGCGUAAAGACAGACAUGAAGCUAGUGGGUUUUCCAGGCGACCCGAUCCAGAUUCUGAUGACGAUGAAGAUUAUGAGCGAGAGGGGAGGAAAAGAAGUAUGGGCGGAGCUGCCAUUGCACCUCCCACGUCUCUUGUGGAGAAGGACAAAGAGUUACCCCGAGGCUCCCCUUAUGAAGAGGAUUCACGACCUCGCCCACAGUCUUCCAAAGCCGCUAUCCCUCCCCCAGUGGACGAGGAACAAGACAGACGCCGAUCCCCGACCGGCCCUGGCAACUCCUUCCUCGCCAGCAUGGGGGGCACGGUAGCACAUAAAAUCAUGCAGAAGUGCGGCUUCCAGGAAGGCCAGGGUCUCGGGAAGCAUGAGCAGGGCCUGAGCACAGCGCUGUCGGUGGAGAAGGCCAGCAAGCUAGGCGGCAAGAUCAUCGUGGGCGACGCCACCGGGAAAGACGCAGCCAAGAAGUCGGAUUCGAAUCCAUUAACUGAAAUACUUAAGUGUCCUGCCAAAGUGGUCCCACUCAGGAACAUGGUUGGUGCAGGAGAGGUGGAUGAAGACUUGGAAGUAGAGACCAAGGAAGAGUGUGAAAAAUAUGGCCAAGUUGGAAAAUGUGUGAUAUUUGAAAUUCCUGGCGCCCCUGAUGAUGAAGCAGUACGAAUAUUUUUAGAAUUCGAGAGGAUUGAGUCAGCAAUUAAAGCUGUUGUUGAUCUGAACGGGAGGUAUUUUGGUGGACGGGUGGUCAAAGCAUGUUUCUAAAAUUUGGAUAAAUUC